Messenger RNA from Anoplophora glabripennis (Asian longhorned beetle), 2146 nucleotides. Its product is annotated as pyrokinin-1 receptor-like. Gene Ontology annotation, molecular function: neuromedin U receptor activity. Gene Ontology annotation, biological process: neuropeptide signaling pathway. NCBI's taxonomy places the organism in Eukaryota, Metazoa, Arthropoda, Insecta, Coleoptera, Cerambycidae. The transcript has 4 exons. The record is from RefSeq and is a predicted model, not a curated record. Gene Ontology annotation, cellular component: plasma membrane. The coding region runs from base 148 to 1728 and encodes 526 amino acids.
AACAGCCUGCCGGCGUUCCAUUCACGUCGAAUUCGCACGUGUGAAUCUUUCUUAAAAAGGAAAAUAAUGAUACGAGCGCUGGAUCUGUUCGAUGUUCCCGUGUCGUGUUUUAAGUGCGAUCUAGACUAAUCGCUCGCUAAAGCCAAAAUGGAUUUUUCGGACAACAGCACCGAGCCGUUGUGCAUGGGGUCCCAGAGGGACUCCUUGUACGUGGUGAUACCUAUAACUGUUAUAUACGUUACUAUUUUCGUGACAGGGACCAUCGGCAACAUCAGCACCUGCAUAGUUGUCGCAAGAAACAAAGUGAUGCACACAGCGACCAACUACUACUUGUUCAGUUUGGCUAUCUCGGACCUAGUGCUCUUGUUCUCGGGUUUGCCCCAGGAGAUCUACAUCAUCUGGUACAAGUACCCCUACAUAUUCGGCAGCACGUUCUGCUUCCUCCGAGGUCUUCUAGCUGAAACCUCCGGCAACGCCACGGUACUCACCAUAACUGCAUUCACAGUAGAGAGGUACCUGGCUAUAUGCCACCCCUUCUUGUCCCACACCAUGUCGAAGCUAUCCAGAGCGAUUAAAUUGAUCCUGCUAAUAUGGAUCUUGGCUAUCGGCCUGGCUAUCCCACAGGCGAUUCCGUUGAAGAUCCUGGGGGUAGGAGACUGCACUCAGUGCACUGUCGACAUGGAUGAGGUGCUGGACCACAUCUUCGAGGUGUCUACCUUUCUGUUCUUCAUGGCUCCCAUGAGUCUCAUCACAGUUCUGUAUAUCCUGAUCGCGAUGAGGUUGAAGUCCUCGAGGAUGAUGAAGAAGAAGAUCAGCACCAAUGCUAGGAUGCAAAGCAAGUCGUCGAGGAAGGUCGUGAAAAUGCUUGUGUCAGUCGUUGUGGCCUUCUUCAUUUGUUGGGCCCCUUUCCACAUCCAGAGGGUAUACUGCGCUUACAACCGCGACUACUCCGAAUACAGCGAGAAGGUCUACAUUGUGGUCACAUACAUCAGCGGCGUACUCUACUACCUAGCUACCGCCAUCAACCCCAUACUUUACAACAUCAUGUCGGUCAAAUUCAGGGAGGCCUUCAAGGAAACGUUUUCGCGGUGCUGCGGCAUAGGCCAUCUGCACCACGGUAGACCCCAGAGAUCUUACUCGGUGCUGUCCAAAUCCAAAGUGCGCGGUCCCGACUCCACAGAUUCUGGCAGCCACGAUCCCACCGUACAGACGAACACGUCACUCACGCAUAAGAACUCCGCCGACUCCUUCAACGGGUUGCAGAUGGGAAUGCGUGGGUACAAGCCGCAAAGGUCGUUCAAGGAACACGGCGGCAUCCAAGAAGAAAUCACCAUGAUCAACCAAAAAUCCAUCCCCACAGCCGCAGAGCACCAACCCCAGUCCACCAUGUCCAGCCCCAGCUUGUUGAACAACCCCACCUGUCUGUCGGUGCACGUGAGCAACCCCAACCCCUCGACUCUCACCAAAUUCCUUCAGUUUUUCCACUGCAUAGCCAAGAAAACUCUGGACGACAGCAAACGACUGUCCUCCUAUUACUCCUCUCCGGUAAAGGAGACAAAUGCUCUGGAACUACAAAAGACUGGGUUUUUAGACAAGGAGAAGUGCGAUAAUGGAGUGCGGAAGCCUUGCAUCAGCAACAGCAGCCUGAAGAAUAUCGAAAUUGAUGCCAUCGAGGACGAGCUGACGGCCUAUAUGAAGGAGAUCCGCAAGAGGGAAGCGAACAGCUAACUACUUUAAAGGCCCCCAAGGGGCUCUCAAGGAUGUUGAUAGAAGGAAUUUGGUACUGUCUGUUCACAAACGUGCACCAUUGACCAGGUUCAGGAUGUGUACCAAAUUUUGACCAGACAACUUUUUGAUAUUUCUAGGUUUUCUUGGUAGAUAUGAAAAAUUCCCAGGUUGAGUGAAUGUAUAGAGUGAUUCUCUUGAGGGCACUCAAGAUGGAAGCCUUGGAAACGAUAAGAGGUACGAAGUUGGUUAGAUUGUAGAAAAAUUUCUCAAUGAUAAGCGUUCUUGAUUAACUUUUUUAAUUUUCUUGUAACUUUCGUAGAUCACUGCACUCCAUUUUUGGUCGAUUGGUCUACUGGAAUUUUUGUUAUUAUAUUUGAGACAUGGCCUAAUGUGAAAAAAUUAUAUUUUGUUGUAACUG